Sitodiplosis mosellana (orange wheat blossom midge) is the source of this 3241-nucleotide messenger RNA. Its product is annotated as transmembrane protein 62-like. Gene Ontology annotation, molecular function: hydrolase activity. NCBI's taxonomy places the organism in Eukaryota, Metazoa, Arthropoda, Insecta, Diptera, Cecidomyiidae. The transcript is spliced from 8 exons. The coding region runs from base 672 to 2720 and encodes 682 amino acids. The record is from RefSeq and is a predicted model, not a curated record.
AGUGUAGACUUAGAAUUUAGUAGAGUAAAUGUUAAACAUGAAAAAUACACUGACCUGUUCAAUAUAUCUAAAUUGCUGAAUGGAUCACACUAAAAUACACACUGUGAAAUUCGGUUGUAUGCGUGCGUGUAAUAGAAGCAGAUAAAAUAAAAGUCUUGUGCAUCUAAUCUCAAAAAUUUGUAAUUCAACCGAAAGGAACGAGAGAAAAAAAUACGAUUGACGAAAAAAUUGAGACUAAAACACUAUUGGCACACGAUGAUGAUGUUGUAAUUAGAAUUUACAAUGCGUUGCCACAAAAUCAAUGCAAAUUUUAUUGAUAUUUUUUGUGUAUUUUCUACUCUAUAAAUUAAUAAUUUGACUAUUUGUAAAGGUGGAGCGAGUGAGUGAGAGAGAUAGAGAAUGAAAGAAAAAAAUUCGGAAACGAGAUCGCCUGCUGUCGGUGACAGACAAUGUCGACUGUGUGGUAUCGAGUGAAAAUAUAUGGAAUGCGCUCACUUGUCAAAUUAAAAUGCACAACCAUGCUCAUUGCUCACACAUACACACGCAGCGCUAACGAAAGAGGGAUACUGUGAUGGGAGAAUCAAUCAUUCAAAACACAUUUCACCGUUUCUGUUUGAGAGGUUAUACCGCUUCGUGUGAUUCCAACGAAAAUUGACGAUCGGCCAGAGACAAUGAGGUCGACAUUUGUGAUAAUCAUUUGUAUUGGCAUUCUAUCGGUAUUUAUGUUUAUGACCCGAUCCACCGGCUAUAUUGAUGACUUUGACCAAGAAAAAAUUGAGAAACGUAGCCAGAACUUCAAAUCAAAAGCACAAAGUGUAUAUAUGAACGAGAAUCCAGAACAUUUAUUCUGGUUUGUACAGAUCUCCGAUAUUCACAUCAGCAUUUUCCGUGAUGAGCAACGAAUUCGCGAUUUUCGUAAAUUUGCCACUGAGACGUUGGACACAAUCAAACCGUCGGUGGUAAUCGCUUCAGGAGAUUUAACUGAUGCACGAGGAAAAGACUUUUUUAUCAGUCAACAGUAUGACGAAGAGUGGAAAAUCUAUCAUGACAUUCUCACACAGGCGAAUGUGAAAGAAAAGACUAAAUGGCUUGAUCUACGUGGCAAUCAUGACAAUUUCAAUGUCCCAUCGAGCAUGUCAAAUAACUCCCAUUUCAAGCGAUACUCAAUCCAAGGUGCGAAGCAUAAACGUUCCUACAUGGAGAUAGUCAAAGGCUCGAAUGGUGAUUUGUUUUCAUUCAUCGCGGUCGAUGCAUGCCUCGAACCAUCAGGACCAAAAAGACCGUUCAACUUCGUAGGAAUGUUAACGCAAAAUGACACCGUUCAUUUGCAGCAUUUGGUGGAUGAGUCAAGAAAAGCGGGAGUCAAUUACACCAUUUGGUUUGGCCAUUAUCCUACAACAUGUAUAAUCACAAAGAACAAAGAAAAUCGUUCGUUGCGUCGCAUUAUCAGUGAUUACGACACCAGUUUGGCUUACAUGUGUGGUCAUCUGCAUUCAUUGGGCGGAAUGGUUCCUCGAAUGUAUGCGCUGCAAGCCGAUAGCUUUCUUGAACUCGAAGUUGCCGAUUGGAAGACAUGUCGAAAGUAUCGAGUGGCCGCAAUCGAUCAUGGGUUACUCUCAAUCGUCGAUACUGAACAUGGUGUUUGGCCCAUCGUAUUGAUUACGAAUCCGAAGCAUGCACUCUUCCAUAUUCCACAUCGACAUGAAGCUAAGAUUCAAUUAGAAUCGACGCACAUUAGAAUAUUGGCAUUUUCCCCGUCUGGUAUCAAAAGGUGUACGGUUCAAAUAGGCAAUGAACUCAAAGAGACAUGCAAACAAGUUAACGAUAACUUUUACGUUGUUCCAUGGGAUCCAAAGCGUUAUCAAAAUGGAUUGUAUUACAUCACAGUGACGGUUGUGGAUAAUGAUGGCCGGGAAAAUCAAGUGGCACAGCCAUUCAAAUUAGACGAAGAACGAUCGCUGAAAUUCGACUUGUUAGCGCUUUUUGUGCUACAAACGGAUGCAACAACCAUAUUCAAGAGUAUGUUCUGGUUUUCACUGGUUGUUUGUGUUGCUCCAUUGAUUUUCCUGCGCAGUUGGCAUGAGCUAGUCAAAGUUGGUUUACUUAACCGACGACGCAACACCUGCCGUUCAUCCAUGUCAUGUCUACAGCAAUUUUGGAUUCUAUCAUCAGUGGAUCGAAUCUUCUGGCCAGUCAUUUUGUACUGCUUCUAUUUGGCAGUCGGACCAUGGGUAAUCUGUGAAAUAGUUGAUGGUCGGUAUGGGGCAGUUUUCGUGUGGGGAAUCUAUUUGGAUGGAUCAUUCUUGCCUGGAUCUCUUACAUUCUUUUAUGGAUUCUCACAAUUGCUACUAUGUCAAUGUCCGUUGAACUGGAUAUACUCAAAGUGUCUCUCAAAACGAUACUAUCAAGUGAUUGGAAUGCCAACGAAAAACCACCGUGGAUGGUGGACUAAGAUCUCACAGGCUGCAUUCUACUUCAUAAUCGCCAUUGAGAUUUCACUUUCCGUAUUCUUUGGCAUUCUGUACGGUGCGUCCGCAUUUUUCCUAAGCGUGUUCAGAACAUGGUCGGUGGUGUUGAACAUUUAUCUCUAUUAUCUGGCAAACAAUUUACCAGAGGAUGCACUAAGAUCUGUCGUAUAUGUUUGGAGUGGUCCAGAGAAACCUCUCACUGAAAAUCAACAAACGACCGCAACAGAAACUGACGACAGUCAUAAAAACUGAAAUUGGAGCUCAUGCUUCGGACAACUUUACGGAUACAAUUAUUAUUCACAACUUGGCCAUAAUCUCUGUGACUCUUUCUCAUUUUAAGCUGAUGUGAUGUUCAAUGACACGGGUUUUGUCCUAAUUUUUACACACAUUCAAUACAUCACAUGUUUUAGUUGACUGUACCACAUAUAUAAAUGUAUGUUAGAAACCAACCAGAGGCUUUCGUGUUAGAUGACUAUAGAUAAAAUGAAUUCCAAAAUGACUAUAAAGAAUAUUAUAACCAUAAUAUGUGGAACAACAACAAAAAUGGGAUAUUUUUUAGAAAUAACAACCAAAUCGUGUUGAAGUAAACAUAAUGUGUGUUCCAAACUCAUGCUAUCUUUCCAAGCACCAUAUUUAAUUCUAAGCAAUAUAUGAUUUUGAUGAAAAUUUACAAUUAUUUUCAAUGAAACUGAAACAUUAAUAUGUGUAAUAUUUUUCGUACCCAGUGUUUCUCCCGACAACCAUUUGUUGAAAUAAAACAAUGAUUUAACAUA